This is a messenger RNA of Stereum hirsutum FP-91666 SS1, 1522 nucleotides long. RefSeq lists its product as uncharacterized. The record is from RefSeq and is a predicted model, not a curated record. The transcript has 12 exons. Bases 245 to 1465 code for a protein of 406 amino acids. Lineage: Eukaryota; Fungi; Basidiomycota; Agaricomycetes; Russulales; Stereaceae.
AAUGCUCUUCAGUCAUUCUUUGCCUGACAUGAUGGACCGUGCCGUGCCAUGACCAUGACCACUAGCGAUCCUCUACUACGACUACUUUCUCACCCUGCCCACCGAAAUCGCCUACUUCUGGCCUCCGAAACAUAAACUAACAUGGGCAUCCUCUUUCUUCAUCGCCAAUCGAUACUUAUCCCUCCUCGGACACGUGCCUGUCAUAUUUGAGAUAUUCGUCAGUGGAGAUGUGGAGUUGAAGAAAAUGCUGUGUGGGCCGUUGCGAUCAUAUCAUCAGUAUUAUGCGGUGGCCAUGCAGGUUCUCGUCGGUAUUCUAUGCAUGAUGCGCACCUACGCGCUUUACAACCGCUCCUGGCGCGUCCUCGGCUCCCUCAUCGCAAUAUCCAUCGGUAGCGUCGUCGUCGCGUGCUGGGCGAUCCUAACGAGUCCGAAGGAACGAGCGGUCAGGCUCGAUGUUAGUGUGCCGGGGUGUAAUCCUCUCAUGUCACAGGACCAGGGCAAACGUCUCGCAUAUGCGUGGACCGGUGUGCUCGUGUUCGAUACGGCCAUCUUUGGGCUUACGAUUUGGAAGACGUUGGCGACGAUGCGGGUGUUUUCAACCGGCGGUGGGAGGGGCGGAAGAUUGUUGGCCGUGCUUUUGCGGGAUGGCGCUAUGUAUUUCUUGAUUCUAUUUGCGGCCAAUCUGUCUAAUAUUCUACUUCUUCUUUUCGCAACCCCGCUUCUCAAGAGCGUGAACGUCACGCUCACGAACGUCCUAUCCGCGACCCUCAUAUCCCGCCUGAUGCUCAAUAUCCGUUCCGCCUACUCCCUUUCUACCCGCCGUCGUCGACCGAAAUAUGACAGACACAAUUCGAGCGGCCGACUAAGUCAACCGAAUCCUUCCCGAACCCACGACUGGCCUCACACUCAGGAAGGUACUCACGCUGAUGCCCACACCAACGCCCAUACUCGUAUACAUACACACACCCAUCAUCGCCCAGACGGCGGACACGGGCGCAAAUAUCAAGUCGCCUGGACGGCGGAUCCGGAGGGGAGUGAUUCGUCUGGUAUGGGCUGGAGCGGAGGACAAACGGAGACGGGAACGUCGGGGAUUUAUUUGGAUACGGUAAUUCAGAUGCCGAGCACGAGGAUCGGGACGGGGUCGGGGUCGGGGUCGACUUGGAGUUUUGGGGAGGGAGGGGCGGCUAUAGCUGGGGUCGACGAGCCGAGUGUGAGGGUACGCAUGGAUGAUGGGAUUGGUUCUGGAGGAAGUAGAGCGUCGAAUGGGGGUUUGGUGGAUGAGGCUGAGGGCGAGGGUGCUGAGGGGGAUAAUGAUAGGGAUUGGAUGGGUUGGAUGGACGGUGGUGGAGGUGGUAGAGUGGGGGAUGUUGAGAUGUUCGCGGAGAGUUUUCCAAGUGCUAAUUCGGUUCGGGGGCCAGAUGAAUACGGUAUCGAGAUGGUACCUCGCCGAAUUAUUGAAAGGUAGGAAUGCGCUGUGUAUAAGUAUCCGUAGCGCAUUGCAAUUACAUGAUCUUUUGCGAAU